Sciurus carolinensis (gray squirrel) is the source of this 4782-nucleotide messenger RNA. RefSeq names its product TBC1 domain family member 14 (gene Tbc1d14). The transcript is spliced from 15 exons. The record is from RefSeq and is a predicted model, not a curated record. Lineage: Eukaryota; Metazoa; Chordata; Mammalia; Rodentia; Sciuridae.
GGCGCGCGGCUGUUGGCCGCGGGCAGUUCGCGCGCACCUGCCUCCGACCCGCUGCUUGUGGUGCGUCGGCGGUCUUGGCUCAGCGAGUUGCGGGUCCUGCCGGGCUUGGGCUGCGGGCCCACCGGCCCGGGAUGGCGUCGCAGCUGCGCUGACUCGGUUUAUCUUUGGACCAAGAUGACUGAUGGAAACCUUUCUACUUCCACAAAUAGCAUAGCCUUGAUGGACGUUCUGGAUGGUCAUCAAGGAAAGCCCCUUCAGAACCUGCAACAAGUGAAUGCCAAAGGGUCCAGAUCCCUCUCAGCACCUGAGCAUGGGCCCAAGCUGAAACUUGUUGCUUCGGAAGACCGGCACAGCCUUCAGUCUGUGGACUCUGGCAUUCCUACCUUAGAGGUUGGCAACCCAGAACCUGUCCCCUGCAGUGUGACCCAUGUGAAGAGGAAGCAGUCGGAGUCAGAGCUUGUCCCUGAGCGGGCCUUCCAGAGUGCAUGCCCACUGCCAUCCUGCACGCCUCUGACUCCCACCAGUACGGAGCGGGAGCAGACCGUGCGGAAGUCCUCCACGUUUCCCAGGACAGGCUAUGACUCAGUGAAGCUUUACAGCCCCACCUCCAAAACCCUGAAUCGUAGUGAUGAUGUCUCCGUCUGCAGUGUGUCUAGUCUUGGCACAGAGCUGUCCACCACGCUGUCUGUCAGCAAUGAGGACAUCUUGGACCUCAUGGUCACGAGCAGCUCCAGUGCCAUUGUGACCCUGGAGAAUGACGAUGACCCACAGUUUACUGAUGUCACCCUGAGCUCCAUCAAGGAAAGCAGCGAUCUACACCAGCAGGGCUGGGCUGAUGGAACUGAGGAGGGGAGUAAACUGAGGAUACUGGCACCACUUAGUAGCUUCUUUACAAGGAAUUUGCUUGCUAGAAAACAAAAUGCACGACUUGACAAACAAAAUGACUCGGGAUGGAAGUUAUUUGGAAAAGUGCCACUCCGAGAGAAUGCUCAGAGAGAGCCAAAGAGAAUGCAAAAGGAAUAUGAAGACAAAGCUGGAAGACCUAGCAGGCCACCCUCUCCAAGGCAGAAUGUGAGGAAGAAUCUUGAUUUUGAGCCACUUUCCACCACUGCACUCAUCCUUGAAGAUAGACCAGCAAACCUCCCAGCAAAACCAGCUGAAGAAGCCCAGAAGCACAGGCAGCAGUAUGAAGAAAUGGUGGUACAGGCCAAGAAGCGAGAGCUUAAGGAAGCCCAGCGGAGGAAAAAGCAACUGGAGGAAAGAUGCAAAGUAGAAGAAAGCAUUGGAAACGCCGUCCUCACCUGGAAUAAUGAGAUCUUGCCCAACUGGGAAACCAUGUGGUGCUCUAGGAAGGUUCGAGACCUGUGGUGGCAAGGAAUCCCUCCGAGCGUGAGAGGCAAAGUCUGGAGUUUAGCCAUCGGCAACGAGUUGAACAUUACCCACGAGCUCUUUGACAUCUGUCUUGCCCGGGCCAAGGAGCGGUGGCGGUCCCUCAGCUCAGGAGGCUCAGACGUGGAGAGUGAAGAUGCUGGGUUUUCAGCUGCUGACAAAGAGGCCAGUCUGGAGCUUAUUAAACUGGACAUUUCUAGAACAUUUCCUAAUCUCUGCAUUUUCCAGCAAGGUGGCCCGUAUCAUGACAUGUUGCACAGUAUUUUGGGCGCUUAUACUUGUUACCGACCGGAUGUGGGCUAUGUUCAGGGCAUGUCCUUCAUAGCGGCAGUGUUGAUCUUGAACCUCGACACUGCAGAUGCCUUUAUUGCUUUUUCUAAUCUCUUGAAUAAACCCUGUCAGAUGGCGUUUUUCGAGUGGACCAUGGCCUUAUGUUGACUUAUUUUUGCUGCAUUUGAGGUAUUCUUUGAAGAAAAUUUGCCGAAAUUAUUUGCUCAUUUCAAGAAAAACAACUUAACUCCAGACAUCUACCUAAUAGAUUGGGUUUUCCAUCUAUACAGUAAGUCUCUGCCCCUGGACUUGGCCUGCCGCAUUUGGGACGUGUUCUGUCGGGAUGGGGAGGAGUUCAUCUUCCGAACGGCCCUGGGCAUCCUGAAACUAUUCGAGGACAUCCUGACUAGGAUGGACUUCAUCCAUAGUGCCCAGUUCCUGACCAGGCUGCCCGAGGACCUGCCAGCAGACGAGGUGUUUGCGGCCAUUUCUGCAGUCCAGAUGCAGAGUCGGAACAAGAAGUGGGCACAGGUGCUGGCUGCGCUGCAGAAAGACAGCCGGGAAAUGGAGAAAGGAAGCCCAUCCCUCAGACACUGAGGCUGCAGACGUGGCUCCGUAGCACCGAGGCGGAUCUCAGGCGGCACCUGUGUGCUUUUAGACCCAUACCUGGCAGUGGCAGCAGAGGAGCAGGCACACUUUUCACGUUGAUUCCUGGCACUGGAGUUGGCCUAAACAAACACAGCAAAACCCAGGCUUAGCCUUAAGCAGCUCAUGGGCUGGUGCCCUGGGGGCUGCAGCCAGCCACUGCGUUUUCUGCACAGGUCAAAGACAGGGCAGUGGUUGACCCCCCUCCUCCUCCUUUAUUUCAGCAAAAGUCAAUUAAAUUGUAAUGCUAUUAUGCCAGCUGCUGGAAAGUACAUCACAAUUUUUUUAGCCAUGAUGCAUGAGAAAUAUUAUUUUGGGAGAUCUCAGAGAUGUUACUGGCUCAUAUUUUAAAUGAGAGGAAUUGCUGAUUUAGUUAUUGAGAUGAUCUUUCCAGAGCUGGAGGCCAUGUAUUUGAAACCUGCCUACCAAAGAGCAUUACAGGAGAUGGGCCCGUGGGGAUUGUUGCUCUUGGCUCCCUGGGAAUCCACCUGACCUUCACAUUAACAUUCGACCAUGUUGCCUUGACAAACUAUAGAAGGAAGUCUGACAAUGCACACUAGAGUCCCGUGGGAACCUGCUCUGCCAGAGACUGCUCCCUGUGUCUGUUGAGCCAUGGUGGGGAGCCGGAGCAGGGGACACUGUGCACAGGCAGCCUGUGGCAAUGGAGACGGCCCGGGGAGCUUGUGAACAGCCUCCUUUAAGGAAAAGGGUGGGAAGAAACUGUGGAGAUGACCCUUGCACCUGCUUGUUUCCAGGAAGACCAAGCAUGGCUGUGCAGUACUGGAAGCCAGGUUGUGUGAGGGGGGCUCGCUCCUGUUCUCUGACAGAAUGUCUCUCUUCACUUUUGUCACCUGAAUAGUGGACUUUCCUAAGUACCAGGGAUCCCCCUACACACCUGGCUUUCAAAGGCGUUUUACAAACCACCAUAAAGAUAGAGGAGUGAGCAAAAAGUACUUAAAACCCAGUCUUGUCAGAAUUCUCAUUGUCUGGACCAUGACCCCUUUCCCAUUUUAACUGAUUUUCCCAAGUUCAUUGGCAAAUUUUUUUGUUCUUGCUUUUCCUUGACUACUUUGAGACCUUUGUAUAAGAAAUUUGAUUUUCUAAAUUCACAGAAAUGAACAGUCUUUGCAUGGAAUAGUCCAAGGAGAGGUGGAAACAAGUUCCCACAUGGUAACCCCUUAGCAUGUUGGCUGUUUGGGGUGCAGAUAGGCCAGGUUCAAAGACAUAGCCAGGGGUUUGGAAGGGCUGGUGUGGUCUGCACUCAUGCCUUUCUCAGGCAUUCCUCCCACCCCAGGGGACAGCCCCUUGUUGAGGGAGGCCCUGGUGCUGGACCACAUGCAGCAGGGAGACUUGGGCUGGGGGUGGAAGACAGCCUGGUGGUGCCUGUCUAGAUGAACUUUCUGCAUUUGCCCUGCCUGCUUGCCAUAUUUCAGGUGCCGCAGCAGGUUAGCAGGCCAGGGUCAUGCACACGCCCCCUGUCCCACUCUGUGCGUUCCUCUUCUGGAACCUCCUCCUCCCAUCAGAGUCUCCAGGAGGGUUCUAGAGCACGAGGGAUACCACAACACCUCAGCCUUGGAAGGCCGCCUCGCCUGACCUCGCAGAGGAGGCGCCGUCUUCACUGGUGGUCUGGGCGGCCUCCAGACCCAGCCAUUCCUGACACGGAGGUAUUGAAUGUAGCGUGGGCCCAGCGGCCUGUGGGAGCCGCUGCCCGGCCCUGUGCACUGUCCUUCCUCAAAGACAUGCACAGUGGCGUGCGUGAUGAGGGCCCCUCUGUUCUUGAAGAUGUAUAUAUUUUCUUACUGUACAUAAAGAUGCUCCUGAGGUCGUGGAAAAGGUGAGCAGCAGGCUCCAGCCCCGCCCUCGCCAUCACUUGUCGAACAGUCCGACAUCAAUCUGCAGUGUGCAUGAAGGUUUCAGACCGGGCUCCCUGCCAGUCUGGAGCAUUGGCCACAUCUUCGGUCCAUAUGGGGUUUUGGGGGCCACCAGUCAAGGGAUCACUGAGUUCCAAGCUUAAGAGGUUGAAUUCCUCUUAAGAGGUUACAGAGUUCCAAGUCCUGUCCAGGGUCACAUGGCCCCUCUGGGUCGAGGGCUGUUAGUGAGCGCAGUGUCCUGCUUCUCUGUGGAACACUGAUGUGCUGCCCCCUUGGAAGUCUACAUUGUCCAUCUCAAGGGUCAGGGACUUUCUGCCCCUCAGGCUUAGGGUCAGCGGCGCUUGUACUUUAGAGCCAAGAGCCACCUCCUGAGUCAGCAAGAUCUCAUUUGGGAACAAUGUUCACUUCAAAGGUACUUUGUUAACUGCUCAGCUUCUGAGUUUUUUUAAAGAGCUGCCGAUAGGAAAUCCUGAUGACAUUGCUGCAGAUCAUGUUUUAAUGGCUCCGUACAGUUACUCUCUGACUUUAUUUAGUAAAGUGUAUCAACCAGGACUUUUUGAAUUGUAAAUAUGUGGUUUUAUUAAAUAAAAGUCAUGUAAAAUUGUUA